GUGGCAUUGGUGUUGAACAGGUCGUCACGGGUCAUCCCGGGUUUUCUGGGCACCCCGGCGGGAAUCACCACCACGUCACAGCCCUUGAGUGCGGCAUCGAGCUGCUCGGGCCCCAUGUGGCCGGUGACUUGGGCCCGGGUCUCGAUGUGGCUGAGGUCCGCGGCCACCCCGGGCGUGUGGGCGAUAUCGUAGAGAGAGAGGUGGCUCACCAGCGGGCUGUUCUUGAGCAGCAGCGACAGCGGCUGGCCUAUGCCGCCGGAAGCUCCGAGCACCGCCACCUUGGCGUUGUUCUGCGACGAGGUGGACAGGCUCCUGGCCAGGCUGACGGUGGGUCUCACGGCGCGGGAGAACAUGGUUGUUUCUCUUCUUCUACUGACUCACUGAAAGUAACGAAUACCCGAAGAGCCCCUCUCCUCUGUGACACCAACGUCCUCUAGCCGAGAGCGAACAGGAAGCGUCGCCAGCUGUCAUGCGUAGAACAUACGCCGUGCACGUCAGACCACGUUGAUUUGCGUCAUCACGCAGGCGUGCGUCGUUCUGAUCCUAUUCUUGCUGGGGAGGAAAACAAAGCCUGCUAACAUUAGCCGCUUGCUACAUCUCCCUCGGAUAUUGGAACCGUUACAUGAACUGCCAAGGCGCUGCUUGUACCCACACCCUAAUCUAAAGAGUCCACAACACUACCAAUGAUUUAAGAGCACUAGAGGAACUUACAGAUUCAGGAUGGCCAGCUGUGGGGAGGUGGACCACUCUGUUGGCUCCUUGCCAUCCAGUAAAAAAGGUGGCGGCAGCAGUGGUGGUGGCAGUGGGAACAACGCAGACGCAUGUUCUGGUUCCAGCAACCCAUCUCCAGCGCUCUCCGUCCCAGAGUGUGCCAUAUGUCUCCAAAGCUGCGUGCACCCGGUUCAGUUGCCCUGCCACCAUGUCUUCUGCUUCCUGUGUGUGAAGGGAGCGUCCUGGCAGAGCAAGCGCUGCGCUCUCUGCAGACAGGAAGUGCCGGAUGACUUUCUGGAGCGGCCGACACUCCUGUCUCCGGAGGAACUGAAAGCUUCAGCCGGGGGCAGAGGAGGGGCGGCAAGUGACCACGCGUGGUACUACGAGGGCCGAAAUGGUUGGUGGCAGUACGACGAGAGAACCAGCCGCGAGCUGGAGGAUGCUUUCUCCAAAGGCAAGAAGACGGCAGAAAUGCUCAUCGCCGGGUUUUUGUAUGUGGCCGAUUUGGAGAACAUGGUUCAGUACCGGCGCAACGAACACGGCCGUAGACGCAAGAUGAAGAGGGACGUUUUGGACAUCCCCAAGAAGGGUGUGGCUGGACUAAGACUAGACACCGAGGGUGUCAAUGGGGCGCUUGGGGCUGCUGGCAGAGAAAACUCCGCCGAUGGAGCCGAUGCUGCUGGUGGACAACAGCUGGCCGCAACUACACUGCCAUCCAUUCCCACUAUUGCCAGACCGCCUAUCUCACUAGGUGGUCAGCCUGGAAACAGCAGGAGCCCAUCUCUGGAGGAUGCCCUUUCACAGCUUCAGAUUAGCCCCAGACCCACCCCCCCUCAAGAGCGAGCUGGGGCAGGUGAGGGAGAGGAGGAGGAGGAGGAUGAAGAGGCCUCACCUUCCAGGUCAUCUGACCUCCACAUCUCUAUAGAUGAGUCUGGAUCCGGAGAGUGGAGCGAUGACGAGGCGGAUGAGGACGAUGAGGAUGGGGGAGAUGGAGAGCAGGUGGAGCCUUGGGAGGACAGACCACGACGGCAAAGACUGAACCCAGAGGACAGAGCUCUCCCGGGAGCCGAGUCCAGCUCCCCCCCAUCCUCCUCCGGCAGCAGCGGAAGGUCCAGAAUGCCAGACGGUCAGUGUACAAUGACUGAAGUGUAACGUCGUGGCAGAUACAAACAAAGCCUGUCCUCCACAAGUGGCUGUGUUCCAUUCUCUUAAUUUAUUCUUUACUUUGUGGUGAUUUGACUGAGUCACGGAGCAGAUGGUACCAUAGCAGCGAAGCAACAAGCCCAGACAACUUGUUGCGGAUUGGGAUUUUGCAGAUUUGCGUGGCUGAGACUUUCUCCUCUGGGUCAAUAGGCGGCUAUGUUCUUGUUUUGAGGCCAAAAGUGAAGUUUCUACAGCAGAAUAAGUUGUUUUUGUACGAACUGAAGUCCUCUCUGUCCAUGUGGACCGUCGUGUGGGUUGAAAUGGUUCGGCUGGACAUCUGACGUCGGUGUGUUCAGCAUGUUUAUUUUAGAUUUGAGAAAAAGUAGCGGGGAGAUGAGAUAAAUCAGUGAUGGGCUCCAUUUUUGUCUUCGAUCUAACAAUCCUUGACUCUCUCAGCUAACACAGGCCGUGUUAUUGAGUAUGACUGAAGAAAUAUUCUCAGAAAGGACUUCAUUUGGCAGGUGAGCUAACCUCUGGCUUGGCAGUAAAAUGUUGGAGCAAGCCUUGAUCUUUUCUGUCUCAAUUUGGACUGUUACGAAGAUUUAAUUCCCAGUCAUUCAGAAGACUUUAUAGGCUUUCGAUUGCGACUCACCACGUUUCAUGAAAUUAGGUCGGUCAUAGUGUCACUCAAGUGUUUGUGCAUGAGAGUUCUUUUCAACGCUGCUGGUUGACAGAUGUUCUAUUUUGACUGGUAAGAUGUCUUAUUUUCUUUGCAGAUGAUUGUAAAUCUGAGAACUACAGGAGUGUCCGUUUACUUUGAAUUUCUUUUUGCGCUUACAAUAUCGGUUCACUUUUAGACUUUCCAUCCUGAAGAAUAAAAUUUUAAAAACGGCAGACAAUUGUUUCUUUGUGAAAAACACCCACAGCUGUUGAUUAU
Synchiropus splendidus (mandarinfish) is the source of this 2791-nucleotide messenger RNA. RefSeq names its product E3 ubiquitin-protein ligase rnf146-like. Gene Ontology annotation, molecular function: ubiquitin protein ligase activity; zinc ion binding; poly-ADP-D-ribose binding. The record is from RefSeq and is a predicted model, not a curated record. The coding region runs from base 721 to 1863 and encodes 380 amino acids. NCBI's taxonomy places the organism in Eukaryota, Metazoa, Chordata, Actinopteri, Syngnathiformes, Callionymidae. Gene Ontology annotation, cellular component: nucleus; cytoplasm. The transcript has 3 exons. Gene Ontology annotation, biological process: Wnt signaling pathway; ubiquitin-dependent protein catabolic process.